Anneissia japonica is the source of this 6184-nucleotide messenger RNA. RefSeq names its product TBC1 domain family member 5-like. Gene Ontology annotation, biological process: activation of GTPase activity. The transcript has 17 exons. The coding region runs from base 219 to 2543 and encodes 774 amino acids. Gene Ontology annotation, molecular function: GTPase activator activity. Lineage: Eukaryota; Metazoa; Echinodermata; Crinoidea; Comatulida; Comatulidae. The record is from RefSeq and is a predicted model, not a curated record.
GUUAAUCAUGAUAUCCACUAGGCCUAGAGGGAACGACUAAAUUACCAUUCAAAUUCUAACUUUUUGGUUACGGAACCUCCCUCGUCUGUAGUAGGCCUGCCUUCGACGUUACGUUAGGCCUGGGCCUGACUGACUGCAUUUAUCCAGGAUCAUGAAUUUUUGACAUGAUUGUUUACGGAUCAAAAAGUUGGAAAAGGCUUUGAAGGGUGGAUCGUAAAAUGAGUGGCAUUGCAGAUCACCCCCUUGCAGAUCGUCUUGUUAGAGAAUACAGCCAACAAGAUGCCUUGGUAGUUGAGGAUGUGGUUACUAAUGGCAACGGUGAUCAAGAGAUUCGAAGUAGAAGUACCUCAACAUCUUAUAAAGAGGAGUGGCAGUGGUUGUUUGAACGUGAUGACUACUUGAGGGUGAUACGUUGUGAGGGUGUUCGAGGUCGGCUAAGAAGUAGCAGAUUCCGAAGCGUAUGUUGGAAGGUCUACCUAGAGUGUCUACCUCACGACAAGUCGCAGUGGUUAACAGCAGUGCGCAAAUGGCGUUCAGAAUAUGAAGAAUUACGUGAAAAGCAUGUGACAAACCCACAUAACAAAAAUGGUGGUAUUCACUCCCCAGAUCCAGUUUUACAUCAUCCCCUAUCACAAGAGAAAGAUAGUGUCUGGAAUAAGUACUUUGAAGAUACCGAGCUUCGGCAGCUGAUAAAGCAGGAUGUGAUGAGAACUUUUCCCGAGAUCCAGUUCUUUCAGUCGGAGGAUGUGCGGAGCAUGAUGAUUGACAUGUUGUUCUGCUAUGCAAGGGAACAUCAAAGCAUAUGUUAUAAGCAGGGCAUGCAUGAAUUACUUGCGCCAAUGAUAUUUGUUCUACAUUGUGAUCAUCAAGCAUUCAUCCAUGCACAGGAGAUUGAAUCGCAGCUGGUUUCAGGGUAUAGCAAAAGAGAUGAUGUUACAGAAGUAUUGGACCCAGCCUAUAUAGAGCAUGAUGCAUAUUGUAUGUUUACCCAGUUGAUGGAGACGAUGGAGCCGUCUUACCGUCACGGACGAGAUGAAUUUAUGUCACGGGCAAAGCACAAAUUUGAUAAGCCUCUGUUCAAAAAGUCGGAUGAGUGUGCGACAUCUACGCCCAUUGUGCUACGUUUGACACGGGUACAGGAAGUGAUCCUAAAGCAACAGGAUUUCCAAUUGUAUCAGCAUCUCAGUCGAUUGGAGAUUAAACCUCAAAUUUAUGGCAUACGAUGGGUACGGUUAUUAUUUGGACGAGAAGUCAUACUCCAGGAUCUGCUAGUAUUAUGGGAUGCCAUUUUUAGUGAUAGUGCAACUUUAGAUUUAGUGGAUUAUAUAUUUGUGGCAAUGCUUAUUCUUGUUCGAGAAUUGUUAAUUACUAGUGACUAUGCUAAGUGUAUGACGAUACUAAUGAGGUUUCCUCCAGUUGGCGAUGUUCAUUUUCUUAUCAACAAGGCAUUGCAUCUACGUGAUCCAACAAAAUAUGCUCGACCAUCUAACUACCAAUUUCAGGUGCUUUCAACUCUUCAGGGCAAUCGGGCAACUAGCCAGAACGGCAAGCAAAUUCAAAACCUUAAAAAUAAGACAACAGCUGUUGUAACAUCGGGUUUUAACAGUCUAAAACGUAUAACAGCAAAGGGCAGAGUUGGUGAAAAUAGGAAAUUCCAAAAGGCUAAAAGUGAUCCAACUGACCUCACAGAAGGCACUCCACAUCCUCUUGGCGGUCCAUCUGAUGGUAUAGCGGUCACUACCCGGCCACUCAACACUGCCAAACCUACAUCAACAAAGGGAGGAGCAUCUACCAACCCAACGCCAAUGAACUCCCUCACACCUGCCGGCACACCAGUUGAUGACACUCCGAAACCUAUAGCGAAGUCAACUCCACCAUUGAAAAUUAAAAGCAAGAAGAACCAUACUAGGGAGGAGUAUGACGAAUUAGAUCAACAAGUAAGACACCUUCAGGGGCGACUUAAUGAUAUGCAUGCGCUACGGCGGUACUGUGCCAGUAAAAUGGAAGCCCACCUCAUGCAAAUGCAGGAUGAGUUACUUAAACAUGGCAAUGAUGGUACAGAAGAUGAGCUAUUAUUGUCUAUUGCUGGACUAAAACAGGUGAAGGACAUUUUAAAUGGUACGCUCCGAUUCUCUCAAGGCAUCACUGAUGAUGAGGAAGUCGAAAUCAAUAUCAACGAGAAUCAUUAUGGCGGGCCAAGUCACCGGUUAAAAUCAGUCAAGCACACAGACGAGUCGCGUGAAACAUCUGUAGAAGAUAAAAAUGGGAAUGACAAUGUUGAAUAUGCGUCAUCAAAUACGGACGAUCAAAUGAGUCUAAACUCUAAUCAGAACUCCAGUACGAGUCCUCCAUGUUUUACUGAAGAUGGCGUGAUUAGUAAAAGCGAUUCAGACGAAGAUGAAGAUUCAGAACCGGUGAAUAUUGACGACCUUGGUGAUGAUGACGGUGUUGAGAUCAUAGGAGGAAUUUUAUCAUUUGAAGAUGACAUUGCAUCUUCUAGAAGUGAUGCAACUAAUAUUGAAAGAACUAUUCAACGCAAUUAAUGAAAGUAGAUACAUAUCAAUGCAUAUUCAGAAUAUAAUGCUAUUCUAACAGAUUAUUAUAUAUUAUAUUAUAUUAUAUUGUUUGUAAAUGUUUUACUAUAUCUUCAUGUGCUAGCAUCCCACCCCUGUACUAUUAUUAUUUCUACCACCAAAUUUUAUCUAUAUGACGGUUGGCAUAGAGGUUUAAUUUUUGGGCUCUUGAUGUUGAGGUUAGAACACUUGUUUGUGUCCUUGUCUCGUUUUACCCCGGAAUUUAAAACAGUGGCACCACAAAAGGGCUGGAGGCCCCAUAAGGUAUGUCCCCAUUACCUCCAGCCCCUUAAUUUUACAUACUGUAUGCUGCUCCUUAAGGGGCUUUAGUCGAUUUGGGGGCUCGUGGGCUUGGAAGCCCUGGCGUAUGGCCCUGACAACAAUUGCCAAUUAAUAUCUUGGGGCCCCUCACAUUCCUGGGCUCAUAGGCAUUUUGCCAUUGGUUUAUAUAGGUUCUUGGUUGGGCAUGAAACACUGCCGUAUGUUUUUUAAUUGGAACAUGAGAAUAGCCCUAAUAUUUCUCAUGGCUGUUUGACCAAAGAAAUUUACUGUGCUGGGAGACAGCAUUGCUAACUAGCUCAUUGUGCAGUGUGAGUGUCAGAAUGGUACUCCAAAUGUUGCUCCUUCAACUUCCACAGCAACCCAUUAUCUGCGCUCAAUCUUGUAAUGUUAAAAUGACUUUUUUUUUAAUAUGCAGUAUAAAACACCAAUUAGAUUUGUGUGUGCUAUAAUUCAGACAGUCAAACAAAAACAAAAACUAUAAGCGAAAUUUAAUUUUGUGAAAGGCAUUUUGGGUAAACAUGGUCAGUAAUAUGUUUUGAACCAGUGUAAUUGGUUUCUUAUUUCUUCCAAUUAGUAAGUAUACUUUGAAAACUAUGCCUGAUAACGAGACUGGGGACUUUUAUAAUGUUUCUAAUUUGGGAAAUCCAUGUCCGAGCGUUCUGGCAUCUAAUUUUAAUUUACUGCGCAUGGUCAUACCCAUUGCCAGCUAACGUCCAUGAGACAACUGUGAAUACAGUAGCAAGAACAUGUACAUAUCAUAAAUUUGUGAUAGAUGGGUUAGUUUCCAGAGUAACCUACCUUGCUCACGUAAGUUCCGCGAGACUCUCACAACUUGCGUGAGGCUUGGGAACCCUUUCAUUUGUUGUUGAUAAUUUUUUUUUUUAAUACUGCAGCUUUUCAGGAUUUGAACCUAGAUUUGGGAUUUGAAGGGUGAGCAUUUUAGCCUCCAAAGCUACAAAUUUAAUUCAGUUAAAGCUGUGUUUUAUUGCCUGUGCAAACUAUACCCAGGAAGUUGUUCCUAAAUAUAUGAAAGCUUUGGUGACUGAUUGAAAGGUUGAACAAAAUGCAAUGCAAUAUGUAUUUAGAUAUUUGUGCAAUUUGUUGGAAAGACUUAAGGGAGUGUGAAAGAAUUUUUUUUUUUUUUUUCGUUUUAUUUUUUUAAAUGUGUCCAUGUUAGUGCCAGUGGCGUAAUGAAAAGACCCAAGGCUCCGACUAAAUCUUAUUUGGGCCCUUCUACUUUUGAGGCCACAUAAGAACUCAUUGGGGUGGUACAGGGGGCUUUGGCAUUUUAAUGUUGUAUUUGAUGUUUGUUUGUUACACAGUUUGUUCCGUAAGGGGCCCUGUUUGAUGGAUUUUAGGGCCCAUGGUCCUGACAAAAACCAGAUUUAAUAUCUCAAGGCCCUUUAAGGUCUGUGACCCGGGAUUUAGCCAGUGAAGAGGUAUUAUGUCACUGGUUGGUACAAUAACAAGACAACAAAUAUAUAAGCUGGAAGGCAAAAUGACUACUGUAUAUUAAAAAUUGUUAUAUUUGAAAUACAUAUUCUCCAUAUAUAUCAGAGUAUAGGUUUAUUGUCUUCAGCAAUUUGUAACAAAAACAUGUUACCAAUUGUAUAUUUAUAUAUAAAAAUAGCACAUAAGAUGAUUGCACAAAAAAACAAUAUAAAAUAGAGAUAAUGAAUGAAACCAUGUUGUAUUCCAGCCUGGUAAAAUUUGUUUGCCUUAGGGGUACACGUAAGUAAGUGAUUGUCUCUACACAUAUUGGAAUUGUUUACAAAAAAAUGGCUAAAUGAAAUGAAUGAAUUUAUGAAUUAAUGUAUGAAGGAAUGAUCAAAGUAUUUAAAAACUUAAUGAAUUCCAUUAUAAGUAUUUCAAGUUUUAUAUACCUCAUACAGGUACAUAGAUUCUAGGCAUCUGAUUGGUUAAGAAGCGGGCAAUAGAAAGUACUAUUACCUUAUGGGAUAGUACUUUUUUGCCCAGCUGCAUGAUGUGCAAUCUCUAGGCCGCUUUGCUUUACAAUUUAUGACCCGCACGAACGGUAAAAGAAGAAAGUAGUAGCCUAAUAUGAGGAAUAUAAAACAAAUGUUGACUGCUCUAGAUCCAGAGAACUGUGAAAUCUAUAGCCCCCUCAUUUUGACUGCUUAUGAGGAAAAUGGUGAAAUAUAUUGCCCUGAGGUGAUGUGGAGACCGUCGCCUAUCUGCUUUCCUUCAGCCUUCACGAAGAUUGGCUAUGGUCUCAUCACCUCAGGGCAAUAUAUUUCACCAUUCCCCUCAUGAGCAGUCAAUAUGUAUUUGUAUAAUAUUAUUCUAAAGGUUUAAGGAGAGGUUGAUUGUGGAUUGUUUCUUAAUAGGGACUUGCCUCUAAAUUUUCUACCAGUGGUUACUUGAGAUUGUUUAAUUCUAUGAUGUUUAUAAAAGAUUUUAGUUACUACUUAAAGCCGGUUAGAAAUCAUCAAAUUUUUGUUCCUUAUUAAACCAAUUGUAUGUCUUUAAAGCUUUGUUCAUACUAUCAAAUUCUAUGCGACAAGUAACUAUGAUGUGCCCCGGGUGCAAUAUAACAUCAUGCCCAUAAUUCAUAAGUCAGGCAGUAUUCAACUUCAUCACAAAAGGUUUGAUCAAACAUUUUUAGUCUGACCAUGGACCAAGGUCCAUUGUCUGAUAAGCACAAAUCAGAUAAAAUAAAACUCCUAUUACUUUGUAUACAUAUUGUAUACAAAUAAACAAAAAUUCCUUUCACUUUUUUUUAUUUAAUGUUUAUUUGAAAAUUUAUUUGCUAAUUUAGUAAAAUAUUGUCAGUUAAUCUACGUACUUGAUAUAAUAUGGUUUGUAUUUUUUUUAUUUAUUAUGUUAGACAUUUAAUUACAUCUUUUGAUAAUUUAAUUAAAUGUGAAUGUUCCUGAUCGUUUUAUAGCAUUAUGGCAAUCAUAUUUUGAUUCAUUUUGUUAAAAAUGUUUUAGUAUUGAAAAAUUAUGAUGUUCACAAAAGUUAUCUUGAUAGAAUUCAUUGUGUAUCAUGUUUCUGUUGGUCGAGAACAGAAAUAUAACACAAAAAAAAUUGCAUAUAUUGAUAAAUGUUAACAUUAUAAUGGAAUCAAUGUUUUAAUAUAUGCUGUUAUGAUUGUGUUACAUUGUUAUUAUUAUGUUUGUUCUUUUAUGUAUAAUAAACUUGUUAAAUGGCUUCAAUACUGUUAUCUAUUAGAAUAUGGACUAAAGUAUUUUAAAUAAUACAUACUUGUAUAAAAGUAACAUUUAUUUUAAAGAAGAAAUUAUGAUUGUGUACAUAGAGUAGUAAUAAAAUACAUGAUGAAGCAAUGUGAUAAAGCUUCUAAAUCA